CUAGGUACGCAUCACCCGCACACCACUGUCUCAUCCACCGUCUCGAGCGACUCUAUCCGGCCGGUCAAACCAACGCGACUCCCUUGUUCCAAAAUCAGAGACGACGCCUUCAUCUUUUCCGUUUGAUCCGAUUUAUGCUGAAGUCAGUUUCAUCCGAAUAAUAUCAAACUCGUUUCGUUAGCACCGCCUUAGGGGCAACAUGUCAGUAUUUACAACAUUCGGCUGUGGUAAACGACUUGUUGUAGUUCUAUACCCUUCAAGUAAGCGCGCGCUCUCUCUCUCUAUAGAUUUGGCAGUUCGCACACUCUAGAAAGCCCUGUAAACCCUCACCGAUCCGUCUUCGCAACAUUCGGUUGUGGUAAACAACUCCUCGUAGUUAUAUACUCUUCAAGUUUAAGAGAACAAUGGAUGAUAGCUUAUACGAUGAGUUUGGCAACUAUAUUGGACCAGAAAUUGAGUCUGAUCAGGAGAGUGAUAGGGAUGAUGAAGAUGAAGAUCUCCCUGACAAGCCCAUUGAUGAGGCAGAUGUAUCAGAUGAUGAGGACGCAGCUGGUGCAUCCAAUGGGUGGAUAACUACCACUAACGAUAUCGAUAUGGAUAACCAGAUUGUCCUUGCUGAGGACAAAAAGUACUACCCGACUGCGGAAGAGGUUUAUGGUGAAGAAGUUGAAACCCUAGUCAUGGAUGAAGAUGAGCUUCCCCUCGAACAACCCAUAAUUAAACCAGUCAGGAAUAUUAAGUUUGAGUUGGGGGUUAAGGAUUCCUCCACUUAUGUGUCAACACAGUUUCUUUUGGGUCUUAUGUCAAACCCUUCUUUGGUUCGUAAUGUUGCCCUAGUGGGACACUUACAGCAUGGGAAGACCCUGUUUAUGGAUAUGCUGGUUGAGCAAACCCAUCAUAUUUCAACCUUUGAUCAAAAUAGUGAGAAGCAUAUGAGGUACACUGAUACAAGAAUUGAUGAGCAAGAGAGGAGAAUAUCAAUCAAGGCAGUUCCAAUGUCACUUGUUCUCGAGGAUAGCAAUUCAAAAUCAUAUCUUUGCAACAUCAUGGAUACGCCUGGACAUGUCAACUUCUCUGACGAAAUGACAGCUGCUCUAAGGCUUGCUGAUGGUGCUGUGUUAAUUGUAGAUGCUGCUGAAGGAGUUAUGGUAAAUACAGAGAGGGCUAUACGCCAUGCCAUUCAAGAACGCCUUCCUAUUGUUGUUGUGAUCAAUAAGGUUGACAGGCUAAUAACUGAACUUAGGUUGCCCCCGAAGGAUGCUUACCAUAAGCUCAGGCAUACAAUAGAAAUCAUCAAUAACCUCAUAUCUGCAGCUUCGUCAACUGCUGGAGAUGUUCAAAUUAUUGAUCCAGCUAUCGGAAAUGUUUGUUUUGCUAGUGCUAAUGCUGGAUGGUCCUUUACCUUGCAAUCUUUUGCUAAGCUAUAUGUCAAGCUCCAUGGUAUUCCAUUUGAUGCUAAUAAGUUUGCAUCUCGUCUUUGGGGAGAUUUUUACUAUGAUGCUGAUGCCAGAGUUUUUAGGAAGAAACAACCUGCUGGUGGAGCAGAAAGAUCAUUUGUCCAGUUUGUGCUUGAACCCCUCUACAAAAUAUACAGCCAAGUAAUUGGAGAACAUAAGAAGAGUGUGGAGGCAACUCUUGCAGAACUUGGUGUGACUCUCAGCAAUGCAGCUUACAAGUUAAAUGUUAGACCUUUGCUAAGGUUGGCUUGUAGCUCAGUUUUUGGUUCAGCCACAGGCUUUACCGAUAUGCUGGUUCAUCACAUUCCUUCUGCAAAAGAUGCUGCCAGUAGGAAGGUUGAACAUAUUUAUACUGGGCCUAAGGACUCUGAAAUUUACAAAGCUAUGGAAGAUUGUGAUCCUUCUGGCCCCCUUAUGGUUAAUGUGACGAAACUGUACCCAAAAUCAGAUUGUAGCGUUUUUGAUGCUUUUGGUAGGGUAUAUAGUGGUGAAAUACAGACAGGGCAGACUUUGCGGGUUUUGGGAGAAGGCUAUUCACCAGAUGAUGAAGAGGACAUGACGGUAAAAGAAGUAACAAAAUUAUGGGUCUACCAAGCUCGUUAUAGAAUACCCAUAAGCAAGGCUCCUCCUGGUUCUUGGGUUCUGAUUGAAGGGGUGGAUGCUUCGAUUAUGAAGACUGCCACACUGUGUAAUCUGGAUUAUGACGAGGACGUGUAUAUAUUCCGGCCUCUUCAGUUUAAUACCCUUCCAGUGGUGAAAACAGCUACAGAGCCUUUGAAUCCAAGUGAGUUGCCCAAAAUGGUAGAGGGUCUUAGAAAGAUUAGCAAGAGCUAUCCUCUAGCCAUAACCAAAGUUGAGGAGUCUGGGGAGCAUACCAUUUUAGGCACAGGAGAGUUGUAUUUAGAUUCUAUAAUGAAGGACCUCAGGGAGCUUUAUUCGGAAGUGGAAGUCAAGGUGGCAGAUCCAGUUGUCUCGUUUUGUGAAACAGUGGUUGAGUCUUCAUCAAUGAAAUGUUUUGCUGAAACACCCAACAAGAAAAAUAAAAUUACAAUGAUUGCAGAGCCAUUGGAGAGAGGACUUGCUGAGGACAUUGAAAAUGGUGUUGUGAGCACUGAUUGGCCCCGAAAGAAGAUUGGAGACUUCUUUAAAACAAAAUAUGACUGGGAUCUGCUUGCCGCACGUUCAAUUUGGGCAUUUGGGCCUGAUAAGCAGGGACCUAACAUUCUAUUAGAUGACACACUCUCAAAUGAAGUAGACAAAAGCAUGCUGAAUGCGGUUAGAGAUUCAAUCGUGCAAGGAUUUCAAUGGGGUGCACGAGAAGGACCCCUAUGUGACGAGCCCAUCAGAAAUGUUAAGUUCAAAAUAGUUGAUGCUAAUAUUGCAAAGGAGCCCUUGAAUCGGGGAUCAGGGCAGAUCAUUCCAACAGCUCGACGUGUGGCAUACUCUUCUUUCCUUAUGGCUACCCCACGGCUUAUGGAACCAGUAUACUAUGUAGAGAUACAAACACCUAUGGACUGUGUUACUGCUAUCUACACAGUGUUGUCACGCAGACGUGGGCAUGUUACAGCCGAUGUUCCUCAACCAGGGACUCCAGCUUAUAUUGUCAAGGCUCUUUUACCUGUGAUUGAAUCUUUCGGAUUUGAGACGGACUUGAGAUAUCAUACUCAAGGGCAGGCAUUUUGCCUGUCGGUGUUUGAUCAUUGGGCUAUAGUUCCUGGAGACCCCCUUGACAAGAGCAUAGUUCUGCGGCCACUUGAGCCUGCCCCAAUUCAGCACCUGGCUCGUGAGUUCAUGGUGAAGACAAGGCGUAGAAAGGGAAUGAGUGAAGAUGUGAGCAUCAACAAGUUCUUCGAUGAGGGCAUGGUGAAAGAGCUAGCUCAGCAGGCAGCUGAACUUCAUCAGCAAAUGAUGUAGGUGGGAGGGAGACUGCAAAUCACAAUCUUCAUUUCCAUGUUUCCGGUCAGUGAUGGAACUGUGUUAGAAAGUCUUUCGUACCGCAAGGACCCAGUCUUCCGUGCUGCACUUCUUUGUAAUCUCUGGCCUAUGGGGCUCUCGAUGCUCAUUUACACUGGUUCAACAUAGUGAAAGAUUUUAAGAUUGGUCUUUCCAACAUGGGUAUAUACAUUUUCAAAGGAACUUGUAACGGUGGUGCUAUUAUAAGUGCAUUACUGUUGGUAGAAAAGUGAAAGAAUGAUUAUAAGUGCAUUACUGUUGCUACAAAAGUGAAAGCCAUGGUGAAACCUGCAGUUUGGAUAGAAAGAUAUGUUGUUUAUCAUGAUGAUGGAUUAUAAUGCUGAGUCAUAUUUGAGUGAAUCAGUAUGCGAAAUUCUAUUGAUAUUAUUAAUUAAA
Molecule: messenger RNA, 3806 nt
Organism: Cornus florida
Lineage: Eukaryota; Viridiplantae; Streptophyta; Magnoliopsida; Cornales; Cornaceae
Product: 110 kDa U5 small nuclear ribonucleoprotein component CLO
Exons: 12
Coding region: 405-3371 (988 amino acids)
Biological process (GO): mRNA splicing, via spliceosome
Cellular component (GO): cytosol; U2-type catalytic step 2 spliceosome; U4/U6 x U5 tri-snRNP complex
Molecular function (GO): GTPase activity; translation elongation factor activity; GTP binding
Source: RefSeq, a predicted model, not a curated record